AUGGGUCGUGGCUUUAGUUUUCGACUCUUGUAUCGAGUCGUUUUAUUUUCCUUCUGUCUGAUUUUCGUCUGUUUUUAUCAUGGCGGUGGUUCAGAGCAUGACAGGCGAGAAGAUAAAACAGAACCGAACAAAUUAAAAAAUGAAUUCAAAGGUAAACCCUUGAAUGUUGACGUUUUUCUCGAACAAGACGAACGCGUCUCUAACUUGACAAAAAAUGCGAGACAAAUUGAUCGCCGCAAGGCGCGGAAGAAGACUGAUCUUUCAAAGAUGGUUAGAAAAGGCAAAUUUUGAAAAUGUGAGAAUGUUAGCACUUCAGAAAGAGUAAUUGUUAACCAUAAUUUCGUUUUUAGGAACUGCGAUGAAAACACUCCAAAGCGAAAGAAUACAAAAGAGCCCAGUACUGCCUUUUUCAACUUCAUCGCCGUCUGAGAUAAACGUUAAACGAAAAGAAUCGACAACCAUCUCCCACUCAAGUGAGACAGAAUGGCAAAACAUUGGCAGUAAAAAUAUAUCUUCAUUGGAAAAUCAAUUUUUCCACCAGAAUGGCUUGAGGGAAACAGCCAAAAGGAAAACGUUCGCUUCACUCACAACUCAACGUCUCCGGAACAGACGUGAAAUUGAUUCGAAAUCUGAGUAUACCCAGGAAGAUCUAUUAAUGUGCAACGAUUUAAUCAUCCGAAAAUACGAUGAUGAUUACAAAGUUCGGACUGACUUUUUAAUACUCUACAAGAACAUGGUGUACGAUUAUACAGAGUAUCGAGUUCCGAAUGAUAGCAUAAAGAUUUGUAACUCCUGCACUGAUAACUACGUCAGGAAUAUUUGGAAAGUACGCAAUAAAUGGGUAAAGGCACAAGUGCAUCGAAAAAGUUGCAAAAAUUUUCCACUUUAUAUCCGCCAAAAAUAG
Molecule: messenger RNA, 904 nt
Organism: Paramuricea clavata
Lineage: Eukaryota; Metazoa; Cnidaria; Anthozoa; Malacalcyonacea; Plexauridae
Source: the annotation of a GenBank genome assembly